AUGGCGAAGAAUAGUGGAAAAACAACAGAAUCGUCGACGGCAACCGCCGAUUGCGUCUUGAGGUGUCCCAGUUUCUUCAAUGUCGUUCGCAUGAACGACAUGUUGCGUCCGGAGGUGGUCAGUGGCAUAAAUGCCUAUAUCAGCAAAGACGUGAGCGAAUUAUUGGGCGCCAAUUGUGAAACAUUUGGAUUAAGCAGUAGAUUGACCGUUGGGUCGCUGUUCCCGUCUGGCUUCCGAUUCGGCGCUUCCUACACAGGAUGCACCACUACUGCGUUCGGCCGUAUGCCAUACGCAUACAUCGAGUCGGACGUCAGCGGUUACUCCACUGGGGUGUUUCAACACAUGUUCGGCGAUCGGUUUCGUAUAAACACCUCCGGACAACACUCGGAAGGAUUGCUGAAAGCGGAAGGCACGUUAGAGUAUGGCGGCGAAAACUUCAACGCGACAUUGGACAGCCAGUGGUCGACGCUCGGCCAACGAGUGGUCGUGUUGAGCAACGUUGUGCACUUGAGCAAACGGUGGUGGAUGGGCGGUGAACUAGCGAUGGACCGGGUGUGUGACGACGUCCUGGAGGCAAGAGCAAGCGCGACGGUCCGGUACGCCAGACCGGAAGACACGACGGCAGUAGUCGCGGGCAACGACGGCCUGUCUUUUUACUACCACAAGGCAAUUAAUCGCAGGCUGAUGACCGGCGUAGAGAUGACCAUUAACACUAAACAACGAACCGUCCAUGGUUCGUGGUUGCAUCGAAUAAUCCAUAAAAAUUCUAUGCUCAAAGGCGAACUCGACACUAACGGCACGAUCAAAGCGUAUUUUCAUAAGAAACUCGCGUCUAAUCUGAAAGUCGGCGUGGGUUGCAUAUUCAACCAUUGGACUAACAAAUUUAGUUUGGGCGUUGAGCUCUAUUCGGGAUUUCGCCAGAGAGAUGAAUGA
Molecule: messenger RNA, 933 nt
Organism: Adelges cooleyi (spruce gall adelgid)
Lineage: Eukaryota; Metazoa; Arthropoda; Insecta; Hemiptera; Adelgidae
Product: mitochondrial import receptor subunit TOM40 homolog 2-like
Exons: 2
Coding region: 1-933 (310 amino acids)
Biological process (GO): protein import into mitochondrial matrix
Cellular component (GO): mitochondrial outer membrane translocase complex; mitochondrial outer membrane
Molecular function (GO): transmembrane protein transporter activity
Source: RefSeq, a predicted model, not a curated record